Molecule: messenger RNA, 2168 nt
Organism: Macrobrachium nipponense
Lineage: Eukaryota; Metazoa; Arthropoda; Malacostraca; Decapoda; Palaemonidae
Product: arginine kinase-like
Exons: 2
Coding region: 1-1194 (397 amino acids)
Biological process (GO): phosphocreatine biosynthetic process
Molecular function (GO): creatine kinase activity
Source: RefSeq, a predicted model, not a curated record
AUGUUUGAGGAUGUAGGCUUUAAACAUAUAUGGUAUGAUCGUACAUAUCCACCAACUUCUGCAUCCCCAGAUGAAGUGGAGGGAAGUGAGCAAGAUCCAGCUGCAACCAUUUCCCUUGAAGAAGAGUAUGAAAAGUUCAGCAACACAGAGUCUUCUUCACUUUUGAAGAAACACCUGACGCCUGAGAUUUUUGACGCCAUCAAAGAUCGCACCACAUCCUUAGGCGCUACACUCUAUGACUGCAUCAAAUCAGGUCUUGCUAACCCAGACUCUAAAAUUGGCCUGUAUGCUCCAGAUGUUGAGUCCUAUGCCUGUUUCAAAGAGCUUUUUGACCCUGUCAUUGAUGAAUACCAUGGAGGAUUCGGGCCAGAUAACACUCAUCCAGAAGUUGAUUUCGGAGAUCCUUCUACUCUUGGAGAUUUGAACGAGUGGGGCAACUAUGUCGUAUCAACCAGGGUUCGUUGUGCUCGAUCGGUUGAAGGUUAUCCUUUCAACCCCCUUCUGACCAGUGAACAAUAUACUGACCUAGAACAAAAUGUCAGUAAUGCUCUGCAAACGUUGGAGGAAGAUCUAGCAGGUAACUAUCGGCCAAUAAGUGAAAUCAGUCCUGAGGAUCAAGAGGAACUCUUAGAAAAACAUUUGCUGUUCAAACAAGGAGACAGAUUUCUCGAAGCAGCUGGUGCCUGUCGGUUUUGGCCAGAAGGCAGAGGCAUAUUUUUGAAUGGUGAUAACACCCUAGUGAUUUGGGUGAAUGAAGAAGACCACUUACGAAUAAUAUCUAUGCAGGAAGGAGGUAACCUUAGUGAAGUGUACAGCAGAUUUGUACGUGCAGUGACAACUCUUGGUGAGAAGCUUCCAUUUAGUUCUUCACAACACCUAGGCUCCUUGAGUUUUUGUCCUACUAACCUUGGUACAGGCAUCAGAGCUUCGGUACACAUUCGCCUACCUAAGUUAGGGGAAAACAUGCUCAUGUUAGAGAACACUGCUAAUAGAUAUAAUCUUCAAGUUCGAGGUACAUCUGGAGAGCACUCAGAAGCUAAGGAUUAUGUAUUUGACAUUUCCAAUCGUCGUCGUUUAGGCAUUACAGAGAUUGAAGCCAUUCAAGAAAUGUAUGAUGGUGUGAAGGAAAUAAUUCAGUUGGAAAAUAGUAUGGAGGGAGAUGACACCGACAGUCGUAAGGGUUCCAUUUAUUGAAUAUAUUCACCUAUUGUAUGUUUUCACAAAACACUAAUUACCAGUGCAUUAACUAUUCAUCUAUGAACAUCAGCAGCAACAGCCUUUAGACUAUAUAAUGCUUUGUGGCACCACUGAAGCAUGAAUAGCCAUUGCCAACUUAGUAAUAACGUAAAGGAAUUUUCGAAUUUGAAUGAAAAAUUAUGUGUAAAAUGUAUUCCAAUAAAUAUAGUACAAAUAGUAAAACAGAAUUGUAAAGUAAUGGAUUAAACUGUAUUUCUAUACUGUGCAUGUAAGAAGUCAUUCAUUCCUAGUUUUACCUCUUUCACCUCUCACACUUCCUUAUAGUUCUUAUGUGAUACUCUGCAUUGCUACUUCUGGCAGCAUAGGAACAACCGCAGAUUUUGGAUGCAAAAUGCUUGUCAAUCGUCAUGGAAAUUUGAAAAUAUGUUGUACUUUGGCUGAAGGGCCAACUUACCAUUUGGUUAAAUAAGUCAUUGACAUUUAGUGUAGAAUGUAUUGUAAUCCUUGUUGUCUCAGUAGCCCAUUACUUUUUCUAUGCCCCUGUUUUACCACCUAGGGGCAUCUGGUAAUUGACCUGUCUUCCUGUACGGCCCUCUAUAUGUCUGUCUGUGUGCUGUGGCUAAAGUCUGUACACUAUUUCUAACUGUGGAACCAUAUAAUCCAGAGACUUCGUAUUUGCCAUGCAUACUUCAUUUUGGAGUUAGUGUUUAGAGUGAAUCAAGUUCAAAGGUAACUUUAAAAUAUGCCAUCUGGAGGAAAAGUGCCUCACAGGACCAUUCUUUUUUCUUUUCUUUUUUUCUGCAGUUCUACUUCUAGGCAUUAUUUCGUGCCCCAAUGGAAAGUGACAUUAUUCUGUAACUGUUUACAGUUUGUUAGGUAAUAUGAAGCAAGGAAUUUCCUACCAAAAUGAUAGUUUUGCAUUAAUUUUGGUAGAUCUUGAUUGUUUUGUAUACCUUUUGUUCCCACUACUA